Hymenoscyphus albidus is the source of this 954-nucleotide messenger RNA. NCBI's taxonomy places the organism in Eukaryota, Fungi, Ascomycota, Leotiomycetes, Helotiales, Helotiaceae. The record is from the annotation of a GenBank genome assembly.
AUGACAACAACGCCGCCUCAAAUCCAAUUGAGCCAUGACGACACUGCAUUGAAGCCCCCCGAAUUAGGCGGCCAGCAAGUCCCGCACACAGAUCUUGAAGCCCUCGAACGAUCCAAAGCCGUCCUCCGUCAGCUCGCUCUCCGUAUCCAACCUCCAGCACCAACAACACCCACGAUGGCUUCCCCCACCAUAAAAGCGCUAUCUACGAAUUUCGAUGUCCUCCACAAUAUCCUCAUUUUCAUCUGUCCAUACGACCUCUUGAUCAACUGUCUCAGAGUGAGCAGGUUCUGGAAUUCUACAAUCUCAAAUUCACCCGUCCUCCAACAAGAGCUACAUUUUCAACUAAUGCCAGAAGACCGUCAAUUAUUUCAGAAUGGGAGACGGGUGUAUUCAAUCUGUGGUUUCUUCACCUAUUUCUCUUCCAAAGAUGAGCCAACAGAACAAGGAUCUGACCCAGAAUCACGGGCACGUUUCCACAAACCUCUCACCUAUGCUGCGCUACGCCAGCACGGCGGUUGUCCAUACGAGAUACAAUUUUCGAAGGUGAAAUAUCUGGAGGCAUUCGCCAGACCAGAGGCUAGCUGGAGAAAGAUGCUGUUGGUUCAACCUCCUCUUCCUCUCAAGCAUUAUUUCUGGCAUUACAAAGGUGACUACAUACAAUCCGAAAACCGCAUAGUAACGACCGGCGGCCCUGCGGAGAUAGUUAGAUACAACGGACAUGAGAGGCUGGGAGAGGUUUAUGAGUACUGGAAGAACAAAGAUUGGACAUGGGGAAUUGUUAAGGAUCCGGAAUGGUGGACACCUGAGAAGGAUUUGUACAUGUUUGAUUCAGUUUUGGAUUUUACAUAUGAUUUGUCUUCAUUGAAGCACCCAGACAUCAGAAAUUGGGAGUAUAAGGAUGAAUUCUGCCUUACUUCUUGGGUGCAUAGAGCAUGGGAGCAAGAGUCUGAGUAA